AUGUCGACAUCCAAGGUCAAGGCUGGUCAGCUCUGGGGAAAGAGCAAGGAAGACCUUUCCAAGCAGCUCGAGGAGUUGAAGACCGAGCUCUCCCAGCUCCGUGUCCAGAAGAUCACUGCCGGUGCCUCGUCGAAGACUCAGAGAAUCCACGACGUUCGCAAGUCGAUCGCUCGCGUUCUCACCGUCAUCAACGCCAACCAGCGCGCCCAGCUUCGUCUGUUCUACAAGAACAAGAAGUACACUCCUCUUGACCUCAGACCCCGCCUCACCCGUGCCCUCCGCCGCAGACUCACCAAGCACGAGGCCACCCUCAAGACGGAGAAGCAGCGCAAGAAGGAGAUCCACUUCCCCCAGCGGAAGUACGCCGUCAAGGUAUGA
Aspergillus udagawae is the source of this 378-nucleotide messenger RNA. RefSeq names its product 60S ribosomal protein uL29. The transcript has 3 exons. Gene Ontology annotation, molecular function: mRNA binding; structural constituent of ribosome. NCBI's taxonomy places the organism in Eukaryota, Fungi, Ascomycota, Eurotiomycetes, Eurotiales, Aspergillaceae. The coding region runs from base 1 to 378 and encodes 125 amino acids. The record is from RefSeq and is a predicted model, not a curated record. Gene Ontology annotation, biological process: translation; maturation of LSU-rRNA from tricistronic rRNA transcript (SSU-rRNA, 5.8S rRNA, LSU-rRNA). Gene Ontology annotation, cellular component: cytosolic large ribosomal subunit; ribosome.